Molecule: messenger RNA, 10872 nt
Organism: Haliotis rufescens (red abalone)
Lineage: Eukaryota; Metazoa; Mollusca; Gastropoda; Lepetellida; Haliotidae
Product: zinc finger protein GLIS3-like
Exons: 10
Coding region: 108-3239 (1043 amino acids)
Biological process (GO): regulation of transcription by RNA polymerase II
Cellular component (GO): nucleus
Molecular function (GO): RNA polymerase II cis-regulatory region sequence-specific DNA binding; DNA-binding transcription factor activity, RNA polymerase II-specific
Source: RefSeq, a predicted model, not a curated record
UUGUGACUCACACUUCCUGCAGACAUCCAGGGUUGUGAAGUUUUUUCCCCCUACGGUUCCCGUUUGAGGAGGGUUUACGCCUGGUUUACUAAGGGAAGAAAUCAAAGAUGGAGGAUCUGCGACGAGUAAUGAGAUUGCACACCAUCGCCGAGGAGGGCCACACCUCAAACAACGGGGGGAGAAUGAAUGGACAAAACUCGAGAAAUCCGAGCAGCCAGAAUGGACCGCCGACUAGCAAGGGCAACCGCAUGGACAUCCCUACACUCCGUAUCCAAUCAGAGACUCCAGUUCCCCCAGCAUGCAACACACCGGGCCCGCCACAAACAAGCACACGUGCUGGUGAAAAGGGACUACAUUUUCCUGCACUCAGCUCCUCACGCUCUUUAGUGAAUGCAGGUAAACCCACACCUCGCCAAAAUGGAUUUGAACAGAAGUCAAUAUUUCCUACGCCACGCACAAACGGGACCCAGCACGGCCAUUCAGUCAGCCACAGUGGCACCUUCAACAGGUCCCACAAAUCAGAUGCUUUUGGGUAUGGCCCACAAUGCAUCCCACUGGGUCCAGGCCGGUCAGCCAUACCCAGCUUCGGGCAUAAUAUACGCCAUGCGGCUCUCAACAAGGGAGGUAAUAACUUGAACCUGCCGAACCAUCAGCUUCAAACAUCCACGCCUACGCCAAGCGAGGUGUCCAGCAUCAGAUCCAACAUGAGUCCGCGCCACAGCGUCAACACGCCGUCUCUCUCAAUUGUGUCCAAUGACAGGAACUCACUGUCCACGCCAGGCGGGUUCAGUAACAAUGGCGAUAAACAUGUGUUUCUGGAGCCGCUCCCCAAACAACAGGACUGGUGCCAUUACAAGACCCUUCCCAGUGUGUCUGCUAGCGGGACGGGGUCGGUGGCAGGGAGCGACAUGGAUAACUAUCAUCCACCAGGGAGCGCCACCUCACAGUACCCUUGCAACAGCAGCAACUUGUCCCCAUACCAAGUCGACAUGUCGCCAUCACUGUCAACGUUCACAAGUCCACGUAAUUCAGCCAACAUCCAUGGUCGUGCAUCACAGAAACGUGCUCUUUCAAUAUCACCAUCUUUCUCAGAUGGCUUGGACCUUAACCAAAUCAUCCGUAUUUCGCCUACAUCCUUGGUGACCAUCUUGAAUGGCUCCCGGGGAUCAUCAACAAGUGUCUCGCCUCAACCUGGCAUGAUGCCUGGCUCGUUUUGCCACAUGUAUGCCCGGAACAGCCCUUUCUCAGGGUCCAGCGGCAACAGGCUGCAUGGAUUCACACCUCAGAGUUCGGUUUCCAAUGGAAUUAAACAGGAAAAUACAGACUUUUUCAGUAUGGGACCGUCUGAGAGCCAUGGCUUCCACGACUUGAUGACCAACCAGUAUGUGGCACCUCAGGAUCAGAUUCCCUACAUAGAGCAGUGUGCUCUGUUCAACAUGCAGACGAAUCAGAGUCUACAGAGCAACAUCCAGUCGCAGCAGGGCAUGGCCAACUCACAACACAUGCAGCAGGGGCAGCCAUUCAACACCAUGGACACCAACAUCUCUACUGGCAUGAAUGGUGGUUUGAACAAUGGUAUGACCAAUGGAGGAAUGAACAGUGUGUUGAACAAUGGCGGUAUGAACAAUGGUAUGACCAAUAGUGGUAUGAAUAAUGGUGGGAUGAACAACGGUGUGAACAAUGGGAUGAGUAGUGGUUUGAACAAUGGUAUGAACAGUGGUAUGCACAAUGGAAUGAACACUAUGAACCCCAUGAACAAUGGUAUGAACAAUGGUAUGAACACUGGUAUGAACAAUGUAGUACCGAUCCGACCACCACCUCCUUAUGACCAGGCUGUGGAGCAACAGCAGCAACAGCCACAGCAGAACAUGUACCUCCAUAAUCCACAAUCUCAAGGUCAAGGUCAGACAAGCAAGUCUGAAGAGUAUGACGAAGAAAACGAUGAGCGGCAGCAAGUAUGUCGCUGGAUCGACUGUAACCAACAAUUCAGUGAACAGGACGAACUAGUGCGCCAUAUUGAGAAGGCCCAUAUUGACCAACGCAAGGGCGAGGAUUUCACAUGUUUCUGGGCGGGAUGUCAGAGGAGAUACCGGCCAUUUAAUGCCCGGUACAAGCUCCUGAUCCACAUGCGAGUACACUCAGGAGAGAAGCCCAACAAGUGCACGUUCGAGGGCUGUAACAAAGCAUUCUCUCGCCUCGAGAACUUGAAGAUACAUCUGAGAUCGCACACAGGGGAACGUCCAUACCUCUGCCAACACUCCGGCUGUACGAAGGCCUUCAGCAACUCCUCCGACCGCGCCAAACAUCAGCGUACACAUCUUGACACGAAACCAUACGCCUGUCAGUACCCAGCCUGCAACAAGCGGUACACGGACCCCAGCUCGCUCCGCAAACAUGUCAAGAAUCACAGUCAAAAGGACCAGCAACAGCAGCAGAAGAAGAAGCUGAAGAAGGAGGCAGAGAUGCCACCACCCGACCUCCUGAAUGACUGCCUUUCCAUCCAGCCACUGCGACCAGAGGGCUCUCCCAUGGAGCACACAGACAGCGGGCUCGGACGCUCCCCCCACGCAUCCAUGCCAGGCACCGCAUCAGACAUGUACCCAAGCAUCAGCUUCUCCAGCACACAUUCCAGUCGCUGCGGUACUGCCACGGGCGUCAGCAACCACCAGUCCCCCGUCAGCAUGCAAGGCAGUCCCAUGAACACCGGCACUCUCAGCGUGGUCAAUGAGGAGGACAGCAUGGGUGGCUACUCUCCUGGCCCCUCCCAGGGCAUGCUGAGUCCCCGGCCACUCCCACCCAUCAGCCGACACGCCCCCAACAUGCUGAACAAUAUGCAACCCAACCCCUACCCUGCCACAUCCUACCAGGGCUACCCCCCAUCCGGGGGCAUGCAGGACAUGCCCAACCAGAGCGGGUACCCUCAGUACACUCAGCGGUUGCCGUUCGCCGGCGCCAACGCCUUCACCAACAUCAACAGCUGCCGCAUGGGAGCCAUGCAGUCACAGCAUGUGUCCCUCCAGAACUUCACCGAGGAGCAGUUUGCCAACAUGCCUGUGGACAUGCAGAAGGCAUUUGUCAGCCAACAGGGAUAUGGUGACCAACAGAUGCCAACCGGAUUUGAACAGUUCAGCAUGGCUGGGCCGGAGGAGGCCAAUAUGCAACAGUUCCUGCAGCUGUCGGCCGUGGACCGCUGCAACAGUCGACUCUCCGCAGUAUACGCAGCUGAUGGUUCCACCUAGCAUCCUCCAUCCUGUCACCAUGACGACACACGGCCUCAUUACCUGCUCCACCAUUGGUUGGCAUGUGACAAGCUUGGACAAUCUUUUUAUGUACUGGAUUGAUUGGCAGGGACGUAUUAUCAUUCUUAUGGUAAUACUUGUUCUGGUUUUACACGCCUGAUGUUUGUACACGUCAAGAGGAUGCUGUUUCUACGGGAGAAGGGUACCGUAAUUACACAUCAAACGGACAUUUUUUACACGUCAGAUAAACAUGGUACUACGCACUCAGGUGUCGUGACUACAGCGCUUCAUACCAAGCUGGGAAUAUGUCUGUCAGCAUUUAGAAAACGAACACUACAGAAUUGUGAUAUUCAGUGACAGAACGUAGCCGUCCAUUUUAAUGAAGUCCCAAGAUGGCAGCGUAGUUUGUGGACAUUCUGCUUUAUGGCAUCCUGUUUUUUAUCAUUUGUUGCUGGGAAUAUAGUGCCCAGCUUGUAUUGUAUAUAUGUGUAUAUUCCUUGUGUUGUGAAAUGCUGUAUCACUUAUCAUCAACAUUAUCAUGCCGAAAGGGCAACUGCCCUGUACAGAAGUCAUCAGGUGUUUCCCUUGCUGAAAAUGAGGCCAAAAUUGGAAUUAUCUGGUAAGAAUCAAAGUGAGACUGUGAUGCUAUAUUCUUACCACUUGCUAUAUUUGACCUGGUCAGGACUUAGUAGCCAGGUGAUCACAUCACCUUGCUAUCUCCACACCAUUCUUGUAGAGGCUGGAGGAUGGUCAAUAACUUCUCAUCUCUGUCACCCUGUAUCUUACAAUCUUGCAUAUAUACUAUAUAUCAGUUAGGAGAUAGUGUUAAUAAUUCAGGUUUCAGUCUUGAGUUCUUGUUUCAUGUCUUUGUUACACACAGUGUAAAGUUUGUGUUAUUCUUGAAGCCUUAUGCAGAUGAACAUUGGUUAUUUCUAAUCAAUGUCGGUUAUGACUGUAGGAUCUCCGUCCAGAGCCGUCCACGUUUGAAAUACAUAUUGUCACUUUUAGAUAUGUUUACAUGUUUUCCAAAGGUUUCAGGUUUCAUCAAAUGACAGCUAGUCUCAUGGCUGCAUCUUCAUAUCAUCCUGUUGAUCUCUGAGGAGGUAUAUAUGUCUUCUAGAUGCUUUAACUGCUUCGUUUGCAAGUCAGAAGAAGUUUUUCCGUCCCUGUUUUAAUCACAUGUACUUGUCUUUCAACAUAACUGUGAAAUAUCUUCACCUGUUUCAUAAACAAAUAUCCUAUUUGUUACUAGUGGUAAUGGAUAUAGUAUUAAUGAGGGUAUUAGGCGACUUUGUGUACAGAGAAGUUGUACCAACUGUUAACAUGUUGCUAGGGAGAAAAUAGUUGAUGAUGUUGGUCCAAACUGUUAACAUGUUGCUAGGGAGAAAGAAGUUGAUGAUGUUGGUCCAAACUGUUAACAUGUUGCUAGGGAGAAAAUAGUUGUCAGAUGUUGGUACCAACUGUUAACAUGUUGCUAGGGAGAAAAUAGUUGUCAGAUGUUGGUCCAAACUGUUAACAUGUUGCUAGGGAGAAAGUAGUUGAUGAUGUUGGUCCAAACUGUUAACAUGUUGCUAGGGAGAAAAUAGUUGUCAGAUGUUGGUACCAACUUUUAACAUGUUGCUUGGGAGAAAAUAGUUGUCAGAUGGUGGUACAAACUGUUAACAUGUUGCUAGGGAGAAAAUAGUUGUCAGAUGUUGGUCCAAACUGUUAACAUGUUGCUAGGGAGAAAAUAGUUGUCAAAUGUUGGUCCAAACUGUUAACAUGUUGCUAGGGAAGUAUUAGUGGAGAGAUGUUGGUUCUAAACGUUGCUUGGGAAGUAUGAGUGAGGAUUUGUUCUAGAUAUAUGGGUGACUGCCAUGUUUGAGACAAUCUAGAAAAUUCUUUGUUGGUCAGAGAUGUGAAAGUGCAAGAGGAGGUUAGCUUGUACCAAGUAAAUAUAACUAGUUUUGUCAAGAUUUAACUACUGUCAUUUUCUGUGACACCACUGCGAAAAGGUUGGUAGACACAUGGCGGGAGAUACACUCAUUGCUGAACUUUCAAAGACUGGAUAUUAUUAUGUCUAAGUCACCUACGCAGAAUUAUGUUUUUUUAAGCUUGUUGACAUUUUAAUCUGUUAAAUGGUGUGAACUUUUGAAUUUAAUCAUCUUUCAAACAGCCAAAUUUAACUCAUCAGGAAAUUUGAGUAAACUUGUUUGCUUCACACAAACCACAUAGAAGUCGAGCAAACAAGUGCUUAAACUCGAGCUGUUUCUCUUCAUUAUCAAACCUACAUUGGAAGAUGUCAUGUGAACAGAAUGGCAGUGUUGUCUCCUACUCUUCACCCAUUGUUCGUCUACAGGGUGUUCACUGUCCCAACACAAUCAGGACAUCCUCCCACAUCCUGCCGUAUCAGAGCCAGGUUUUCUGCCUUCAGUUUAUGGACCAGAAAAAUGUCGUGGGAUGAAAGUUGAACAUCACUCCUUAACAUUACACUUUAACAUUGUGAUCUUCUCAAACAUACACAUGAUGAGACUAAGAUGCCUGGAUUGUCACCAGAUCACUGCUAACUCGUAUAAUCAUCCUCAUUGUGAUUUUUUGCUAACAUUUUUUAAAACAGCCACUUUAUCACUGGUGAUGAUUUUGGUGGCGAAUCCUGUCCAAGUUCCACUGUUGAAAUCUGCAGGUCAGAGAAGCGCCCUCAUCCAUCCUUGGUUAAACCUCCCCCUCAUCCACCUUGUUACCCUCCUCCCAUGUGUGUAAAUAAUUGAGGAAAAUACACAUGUAGGAAUAUUGUCAUUAUUUAUCAGCAAUAACAUAAAUAAUGUGCCAUAAUUCACCCUUAAACACAUCGUUCCAAUUCAUAGUGUGAUUAUAAUAAUGGAGAAAUCUUCAUAAACAUGGUUAAGGUGUGUUUCAGUUGUAGAAAUGUCAUCGUUUCAUUGCCAUAGUAACUAGUGUGAUUCUGACAUUUCAUAUUUAAUAUUAUUUUGUGUAAAAGAUAGAAACACAUUUAUUACAUAGACAAAGCGGAGGUUUAUGUGCCCGUAACCAGAAAGCAUUAUAGAAUAUCCAGAUGGCAAUUCCGUCCUCUCACUUUGUUAUUUUGUUGGCAGGUACAUAAUAUAUGCAAAUUUAUGCAUGCUGAAGAGAUAUUUUUUGGAUUUGUUUAUUAUGUUUAGAGAAAAACAUAGUAUUUUAUAUCCAUGUUAUUCAUGCUAUAUUGUGAGCAGCAUCAGUGACCUGAUAACUUGAGCUUGUUGUACUAAAGUCCCAUUAGGAGAAAGCAUGUAGGCAGUAUUGAAGUCAUCUCAUGCCACUGUAUAUAUGGUUGUGAUAUAUAUCAAGUAUUUCCCUUGUAUCCUGUGUUUUAUAUUGUUGCUAGUGGCAUCCCUCCAUCCAUGUAACAUAUACAUUGUUGAUAGAUCCAGUGUCACAUGGGGUGUAUUCACAUUGUUGACAUAUCCAUGUAUUACAUGAGUUGUAUUCACAUUGUUAACAUGUCCAUAUAUUACAUGGGGUCUAUUCACAUUGUUGACGUGUCCAUGUAUUACUUGAGUUGUAUUCACAUUGUUGACACAUCCAUAUAUUACAUGGGUCUAUUCACAUUGUUGACGUGUCCAUGUAUUACAUGUGUUGUAUUCACAUUGUUGACAUAUCCAUGUAUUACAUGGGGUCUAUUCACAUUGUUGAUGUGUCCAUAUAUUACAUGGGGUCUAUUCACAUUGUUGACACAUCCAUGUAUUACAUGGGGUCUAUUCACAUUGUUGACGUGUCCAUAUAUUACAUGGGGUCUAUUCACAUUGUUGACACAUCCAUGUAUUACAUGGGGUCUAUUCACAUUGUUGACGUGUCCAUAUAUUACAUGGGGUCUAUUCACAUUGUUGACAUAUCCAUGUAUUACAUGGGGUCUGUUCACAUUGUUGACAUGUCCAUGUUUUACAUGGGGUGUAUUCACGUUGUUAAUACAUCCACAUAUUACUCAUGAUAUGCAUUCAUAUUUCCAUGCCUACACAUUCAUAAUGCCAUAUACAUGUAUCAUUCCUAAUGCACUGUGUUGAUGUUUAAAAAAAUGUAUUCAAUUGUGAAGAAUCAGAGAAAUGAUGAGUUUAAACUGAGCAAUUUUUUAAAAUAUUUACAAAGCAUUUUAUGAAGGAUCCCGGUUAUCAGAAUUUUGAGAUUCUUCCAUUGUCUUUCUUUAAGGGAAAUAUUUAAACAAUUUUCCUUACAUAUUAAGACAUUGCUGAAUUAUCCACACUUAUAAACAUCAUUUCUUUGGUUGCUGAUGCCGUCCAAGAGUUUUGCAAUAUUAACCCCGUGAUGUUGUCGCUUGUUCGUCCUCAUAGUCAAUGCCCUGUACCGUGUCUUGAGUUUCAGUAUUGAAUAUCAGUGUCCACAUAUAUAUGCUUAACAGUUAACUACUGCAAGAAUCAUUAACUCUUUAUUUUGAUGAUUUCAAGUUCCAGACAUUCUGUUAUUAACAAUAUUGCUUUGUUAAGGACUAUUUAUAGAAUAUAUGUGUUCUCAGAACUCUUUUCAAUGACAUUUGUAAAUUUCUUCAAGAAUUUAUUUAUUCAUAUUAUCAUUCAAGUCCUUUUAAUCAUACUUAGGUAUUGAGUGAGUGAAUGAGUAUGGUUUUACGCCGCUUUUAGCAAUAUUCCAGCAAUAUCACGGCAAUAUCACACCAGAAAUUGGCUUCACACAUUGUACCCAUUUGGGGAAUCGAACAAGGGUCUUUGGUGUGACGACAAACGCUUUAACCACUAGACUAUCCCACUGCCCCUACUUAGGUAUCGAGGUACAUUCUCAUAGCUAUGACAAAUGUCAGUAAAGUUUUAAAUGGUAGAUAAGCAAAGUUUCUACCCAGAUGUGUAGGCGACAGUAGGCAGUGGUUGGGUGUGUCUCCAGUGUAAGACACUUCACACACACUUCACACAGCCAGGCCAGUCACACAUCAGGGGAAGCAACUCUGUGCUUCUUAACACAUAUAGAACACACAUGCUGACAUCAAUUGGAUUUCCCUUUGAAACAAAGCCAGUGAAAGAUAAAGUAUCAAGGACAAAUAUAUUCCAUUUUUGUAAUGCCAUAGAUGUUUCAGCAAUCAAACAUGAAUUCAUGUUGUACAGGAUUUCAUGGGCUGAAGUUGAAUCAUAGGCUGUUGUGUGAUAUAUAGAGAAAAAGGUUUCCAAUGGUAACGGUCACCAUGGAAGCACUUACUCAGCAUUGCCGAUUUCAUUUCAUGUGUUUCAAAGUCUAGGUGAGAGUCUAGAUAUCAUCUUUUACAGAAAUAUUCCCAUAUGUUGGUGGUCAUUGCUAAUGUGUGUGUUACGGUGUGGUUAUACACCAGGUAUUGGGGGGAUAUAUAGCUCUUUGCAGUGAAUACGACACAGUCCAAGCAGGCCUACCCUUGGAUGCCACGAUAUCAUGUCUUGCAUUGUACUGGCUUGUCCCCAGCCCGGUAGCGGAAAGUGCUCUUUUCAGUAGCUUCAUCACAGUGCUAUGUUUAGUAUUUCAUUUUGUUGUCCGAUUUGUUUAUUUUAUGCUGUACAUUCCAAAGAUAGACAUUUUCUUUUAGAGAUUUUUUAGCUUUUGGCUAUUUGUUUCUAACAAUUGUUUUAGAAACGGAACUUUUUCUGCUGUAAAUUUACUUGAUUUGAAAACAAAGCAUUAUUGUAUUGUGUCUAACAGAUGGAUGCUGUUGUUACAUCGUUUCUUCACUCAUUUGUUAAGGUAUGUUGUAUAUAAUAGCCUUGUGAGCUCAUCAACAUUUGUAUACAACUAUGCCUACUCCCAAGGUUAGUCAUGUUGCCAUGGAUAACAGAUCUUCUCAACAACACAAAUAUUUGGACAUUCUGUGAACUACUUUAAAAUGCUUUAUAGUGUUAUCAUUAUUAUUUUACAACAAUUUUAUAGUAUUAUAAGACAACCUCACAAUGCUUUAUGAUCAUGAGACGGACUCUAGCUGAGGAAGAUGAAAUGGAUUUGUUGAAAGAGGGAAAAAAUUCUAAUAUUUAUGGGCCAUUGAUAUUUUGGCUUAAGAUCACUGGAAUGCCGAAAGAUUAAAAUGUGCUCAAAAGUUGGACAAUUACCCUACCAAACAUCUAGGAUUCUCAUUAAAAUCUACAUUGUGACAUUGGUGACCCUAGUAGUCAAGACAUCUAAAACAGAAAUAAUGUAUAGGUGAUAAUAUAGCCAAAGUAGACACAAUCUAUGGAUAACAACUUCUUUAGUACUGUAAAGGUGACGUUUCGGUACAGAUCCUUAUACCAUUGUCCAGUCUUGCUUGACAAGGAUCUAUACCGAAACGUCACCUUUACAGUAUUCAAGAAGUUGUUAUCCAUAAAUUGUGUCUACUUUGUCAUCCGUCAUCUAAGUUAUGCCUAUCAAACAAUUCAAUAAUAUAGCCAAUGAUAUGUCCACGGAAAUAGGAGAGGAUGCAUUUGGCUAAUGGAAUGUGUUGUUAUGCAUCUGUGUUCUCACUACGAGUGGAGCUGUGGUUACUAUGAAUGCUGCUAAUCCAAGGGAAGAGACGGAAUGGCAUGUUUGUUGUACAGUUAUACAUUCAGUAGUUGUAUUUAAAUAGAGCUCUUCAAAUGCUGUGAUCACUGUUGGAAAUCAAAAAUAAUUCAAGUGAUACAUUAUUCCAAAAUGUUUAUUGUUAUGUUUGUUGUUCCCAGAUAUUUUGAAGUAUAGUGCUCAGAAAGUUACUUUACGUGUAAUCAAAAAUAAGAUGUGAAAAAUAAUCCUCAAAUGUUUUGUGCUAUUACAAAUUGUUGUGAUUAUUUCUGCUCACUGACUGUCCAUGUCUAGGUCAUAUUGGUGAUAUUUUUGUACAAAUUACUUGUAAAUUUAAUACGCAAAGUGUAAACUGGCUGUGUGCUGUUGCCAUGGUUACAGUGUACGUGUCAGAGGUGAUAAUUUGGUAGCACAGGACCGACUGACAGAAAGAUGGAUGGAGAGAAGGCGAAGCUUGCUUAAAGAAGUGCCUUAUUCAGACUGGAGUAACCAUGGGGACAGCCACCCCAACUUAUGGUCCCUCUGGAGAAGGCCACGCCUGGCACCGAACAAGUUCUUGUGGCAUUUUAGGGCAUGGUCAACACUAGUAUUGGUCCAUAGUGCUUUUAGCAUUACAGGGCAUGGUUGACAGUAGAGUUGGUCCCUAUAGUGCUUUUAGCAUUACAGGGUAAAGUUGACAUCCAUGUUGGCCCAUUUGGUGCUUUAAGCAUUACAGGGCAAGGUCAACACUAGUAUUGUCCAGGUUGUGCUUUAGGCAUUACUGGGAAUGGUUGACAUCUGUUGGCCCAUUUGGUGCUUUAAGCAUUUCAGGGCAAGGUCAACACUAGUAUUGUCCAGGUUGUGCUUUAGGCAUUACUGGGAAUGGUUGACAUCUGUUGGCCCAUUUGGUGCUUUAAGCAUUACAGGGCAAGGUCAACACUAGUAUUGUCCAGGUUGUGCUUUAGGCAUUACUGGGAAUGGUUGACUUCCGUGUUUGUCCCUAGUGCUUUUAGCAUUACAGGGCAUGGCUGAUGUUCUUGUUGGUCCCUAUAAUAGUGUUGGGUGUGGCCGCCAGCAGCGUAGUCCCUAUGGUAUCAUUGGGCAAGGCCACCAUCAAUGUUGGUCCCUAUUGCAUUGUUGGUCAUUAAAUGUCUGUGAUUCA